Messenger RNA from Nicotiana attenuata, 1950 nucleotides. Its product is annotated as F-box/LRR-repeat protein At1g67190-like. Bases 393 to 1655 code for a protein of 420 amino acids. The transcript is spliced from 5 exons. The record is from RefSeq and is a predicted model, not a curated record. Gene Ontology annotation, molecular function: protein binding. NCBI's taxonomy places the organism in Eukaryota, Viridiplantae, Streptophyta, Magnoliopsida, Solanales, Solanaceae.
AUGUCCAGAGUAACAUAGAUUCUCACGUGCCACCCACUUUUCACACAUUAACACACACAGUAGUGUGUGUCUUUUGUCUCUCCCACCACCCCCACCACCCCCAUAAUGCUGGCUUGACCAUUUCUCUCCCAAAGCACAAUCAAUAUUCCUUCUAUUCACCCUCUCUAUUCUCUGUACCUUCUUUUUUUGGGUUUUUGUUUUUGUUUGAUCGAUUGAUUCUUAUUCUCGGUGUUGAUCAUAAUCCUAUUAAGAUUCAUGUGGAUUGGAAAUUGAUGAGUUAAAGCUGAGAUCUUUUUGCUCCUCAAAUGUUGCCCCAAAGGAUUGGAAAUUGAUGAGUUAAAUAUGGGAUUUUUUGCUCCUCAAAUAUUGCUCCAAAGGAUUGGAAAUUGGGUAUGAUGGAGUACCUUCCUGUUGAGGUCAUUGGGAACAUUUUGUCCCGGCUUGGAGCUGCUCGAGAUGUUGUGAUUGCAUCUUCUACUUGUCGGAAGUGGCGAGAGGCUUGGCGGAAUCAUCUUCAGACACUCACCUUUAACUCGAAUGACUGGCCGGUUUAUCAUGAGCUCACAAGGAGCAGACUUGAGAUAAUUAUAACUCAGACUAUUUUCCAGACUAAUGGACUGCAGUGCCUUUCAAUCAUAAUGGACGACGUCGAUGAGUUCUCUGCUGCUCCGGUCAUUGCUUGGCUAAUGUAUACCAGAGAAACAUUGCGCCAGUUACAUUACAAUGUUAGGACUACCCCGAACAUUAAUAUACUCGAAAAAUGUGGUCGCCAGAGGCUCGAAGUGUUGGCUCUGGCCCACAAUACAAUCACGGGUGUCGAACCUAGUUAUCAAAAAUUCCCUUGCUUGAGGUCUCUUUCACUUAGUUAUGUUAGUAUAUCGGCUUUAGACCUGAGUCUUUUCCUUACAGCCUGCACAAAAGUUGAGGCUUUGAAUCUUGUCAGUCUAGACAUUGUUAUGUCUGAUCCACAGGCAACGAUGGAGUUGAGUAGUAACUCUCUGAAAGAUAUCUAUGUUGAAGCCAUUAGUUUGGAUAAAAUCAUACUCGAGGCAGAUAGUCUCGAGAAGCUGCAUUUGAAAGAUUGUACGCUCGAGGUCUUUGAGCUUGUCAGCAAGGGGAAGUUACGACUCCUUAAGAUCGAUGAUGUUAGCGUCAUCCAUCUUGAUAUCGGCGAGAGUACUGAAAAUCUUGAGAUUGUGGACGUCAGCAAUUUCACAAUCAUGUGGUCCAAGUUCCAUCAUAUGAUAGCAAAAUCGUCAAAGCUGAGAAGACUGAGGCUAUGGGGAGUUGUGUUCGAUGACGAUGACGAGGUUGUCGAUAUUGAGACAAUUUCUGCUUGCUUUCCUCAAUUAACUCAUCUAUCGCUGAGUUAUGAACUAAGAGAGACAACACUUCAGUAUGGAUUGCAAGAUUCUUUUCGAUUGGAAAAUGUGGUCAUCUUGGAGCUAGGCUGGACAGUGAUUAGCGACCUGUUCUCACAUUGGGUAGCAGGAUUACUUGAAAGGUGCCCUAACUUGAGGAAGUUGGUAAUCUAUGGGGUCGUUUCAGAAACCAAAACGCAUGACGAAUGUCAUACAUUAGCCAGCUUCACAUCUUUCAUUGUAAGGCUUAUGAGGAAGUAUGUGCAUGUAGAUGUUCAGUUUGAAUAUGAAUAGACUUGAACAAUUGUUCCCUACGGUGGAGUUCAAACUUUUGUCUAAUCUCGGCAACGCAAGGAGGUACAUGAUCCUUAGUGGUGAUUGUCUUUUUCUUAUAUUGGUACAACCCUGUAAUUUAUGAUAAAUUUUGGACUCGUCUUAUUCUUUCAAUUCAGGUAAAAGUAGCAUUUGUAUUUCUUAUUAUCCUCUUGUUACUAGUUUGUGCAUUCAUGCACACUAUCUCUGUUAUUACGAAUUCUCAUCUAUUCUGCUUUUCUGUUUUGUUCUUUUUUUGUUGGGAAGCUUCCUUACA